GUUGCCAGGGGGAAGGUGUGCGCUUGGGACCUGUUGGAAAUGACGAGAGAAGAAAUCGGAUUUAAAGACAGAAAGAAAAACAAAGCCUUGGAGAUAGGAAGUAACUGCUAAUCUGCGAGUAAAGGGUGUCCUUGUCCCGGCAUGGAGUCCCUGAUGAGCGCAGUGGCCCCGCGGCCUCCGGCCCUGGUCAAGCGGACCCCGGAGGUGGACUUCCGUUCGGGGGCGGUGCUGGAGCAGCUAUCCGCCCAGGUGCUGGAGCUCGUGCAGUUAGAGCAGGGGGAGUUCGGGGACCAGACCGCGCUGGAGGUGCACACGGCCAAAGACUACAUCUUCAACAUGCUCGGGCUUGUUCAGAAGGUGGACCACCGGUUGCCGGUGGCCAAUGAGUACCUGCUGCUGUCGGGCGGGGCCAGAGAGGGGGUGCUGGACCUGAACCCGGAGGACCUGGGGGACUACGCCCGGGGGGCCGACUACGACCUGGACUUCACCCUCCUGGUGCCGGCGCUGAAGCUGCACGACCGCAACCAGCCGGUGACCCUGGACAUGCGGCAGUCGGGGCCCUGCCACUCCUGGCUGAGCCUGAGGCUGUGCGACCCCGCCACCCUGGCCCGCUGGAGCCUCUGCUGCCAGGAGGAGGAGCCGGGCGGGGCGGCGGCCGAGGACGACCGGGCCCCCGGCCCCGGCUCCAUCCCCUCCCUGCAGUCCCCCGGCUCCCUGGACGGCUGCUACUUCUCGCCCCAGCUGGUGGCGGACUGGUUCUGGGGCGUGGUGGGGAAGGCGGUGGAGGAGCUGAGGAGGAGCCCCCAGCGCGGGACCCCGGUGCCGGAGCGGGUGGAGCGCAACGGGCCCCUCACCACGCUGGUCCUGACGGCGGGGACCAGCCGGGUGCUGUACGACCUGCUGCCCGUGGUGUCCUUCCGCGGCUGGCCCGCCGUGGCCCAGGGCUGGCUCACCGCCAACCACUUCUGGGACGGCAAGAUCACGGAGGAGGAGGCCAUCAGCGGGUUCUACCUGCUGCCCUGCUGCGCCGCGCUGGAGGGCCGGCCCGACCGCGAGUGGAGGCUGGCCUUCUCCCGCAGCGAGGUGCAGCUGAAGAAGUGCAUCCCCCACCCCAUGGCCCAGGCCUUCCAGGCCGCCCGCGCCGUCAUCUCCCGGCUGCUCUCCAGACCCCGCGCCGGCCUCAGCCCCUACCACCUGCGCACGCUCCUGUUCUGGGCCUGCGACCGGCUGCCCCCGGCCUACCUCAGCUCCCCCGAGCCCGAGACCCCCGCCCGCCUCCUGCUGGGGCUGCUGGACGACCUGGCGCACUGCAUCCUGGGAAAGCACUGCCCCAACUACUUCCUGCCGCAGUGCAACAUGCUGGAGCACCUGUCGGACAGCGCCGCCCUGCUGGUGGCCCGCAAGCUGGCGCACCUGCGCUCCGACCCCGCCGAGCACCUGCGGGCGGCCGUGGGCCAGGCCAGGCAGGCGGGGCAGCUGAAGAGGGAGGCGGCCGGCAGCAACGGCCACGCCCCGUCCCCGGGCCACUCCCCCGACGGCGGCCGCGGCCAACCGGACGACCGGCUGGCGCAGCGGCUCCAGCAGCUGGUGACGGAAAACCCCGGGAAGUCCAUCUCCGUGUUCCUCAACCCUGACGACGUCACCCGGCCCCACUUCCGCAUCGACGACAAGUUCUACUGACGCGCCGCCCCGCGGGCCCGGAACGUUCCGCGGGAGCGCCGGCUUGCCGCGGGGGCCGGAUGCGGAGCCUCUUCAACGCCGCGGUGAAACGCCGCGCCGCUACGCGCUAACGAGGGGCCCCGGGGGCCUCUCCGCGCCGCAGCGGAGGAACCGCCGCCCGUCCUUUCCGUUUCCUGUGAUGCUGUCGGACGAUGUUGUAGAGGAGCCGCGCGCCGCGCUCCUUGUCAGGCCGUUACUUCUGAGACCGCGCUAACGAGGCCCUUAACGAGCUCGUCGUUACGAGAGGCCGGGGACGUUUUCGGCUGGCGCUCCGGAGCGGGAAUGGCGAGAUGAAAGACGAGCGGGCGGGGAGGGAGGGAGGGAGGGAGGGGAACCGCCAGCCUUGCGGCUAUCGCGCGCUAGCAGCAGACCUCCGUCUCCGGAGCCGGCCCGUGUGGUUUUCAGGCCUGUGAGGGAGCGCUCAGCUCCUGUUCCCUGGGGGGCUCACCUGGCUCUUAACAGGGUUUUCCCUCCCCACGCCUGACGGGGAAAAACUCUGAAAUGCUUCCCACGGCAGUAGGGCUCUUCGCGCUGUGGCCUGUUUCAAACACUACGAUGAGAGCGAUAAUCCUUCUGAUGUAACUGAAUGUAAGGGGCGAGAGGGGCCGGAAAUCUCUCAGCGAGAAACCUUUUUCUGCCCCUCUCUCUCUCUCUCUGUCUCUCUCUCUCUCUCUCUCUCUCUCUCUCUCUCUCUCUCUUUCUCUCUGUCUCUCAAUUCAAUUCAAAAUUUUAUUGGCAUGACAUAUUUUGCAAAACAUAUUGCCAAAGCGUUAUAAUCAAUCAAAAAUAAUAACAAUUCUCCUACUAAUAAUGAUACUAUUAUGAUAUCAUUAUACUAGUAAUCUCUCCCUUUCUCUUUCUCUCUGACACUCACUCUCUCUUACUCUCUCAUUCCUAACUCGCUCUUUCUGUCUCCCCUUCUCUUCUUUUCUCUCUCACUCUCACUCUCUCUGUCUCCCACUCUUCUUUCUCUCUCCUCUCUUCUCCCACUCUCGUCUUUCUCUCCUGCUCUCUCAGUUCAAACACACCAAAGAUGUGCCACAGUGCUCCCUCUCCCUCUCCCUCUCCCUC
This is a messenger RNA of Conger conger (European conger), 2790 nucleotides long. It is a transcript of the gene tmem102, whose product is annotated as transmembrane protein 102. Lineage: Eukaryota; Metazoa; Chordata; Actinopteri; Anguilliformes; Congridae. The record is from RefSeq and is a predicted model, not a curated record. Bases 142 to 1680 code for a protein of 512 amino acids. The transcript has 3 exons.